AUUUUUAUAUUAAUUUAUUUCUUAAAUAGGGAAUUUUCUAUUAUUACAUUUAAAAACACUGAGCCAAGUGCGCAAUCGAUGGAAUGCCUUGUAAUUUCCUUGCUGUGGUCCCGGCCCGGUCUCGGAGAAAGGUCAAUUGCAGUUUUACUGCAGAAUCUGGGUCCAUAUUUUUGCCAGAAAUAUUAUAUCAGGUCGAAGUGUAGUUUUGGAUAUGCUGAAAAUGUUGCUCUUUCGAGGCUUGGGGCCAAAAGCCCUGAAGCUCUGUGUCCGAGGUGCAGCCUCUGAAGCAUCCAACAAAAUUGAAGUUUUUGUCGAUGACAAGCCAGUUCUUGUGGACCCAGGCACUACAGUUCUUCAGGCUGCUGCAAUGGUUGGUGUAGAAAUUCCAAGAUUCUGUUACCAUGAGCGUUUGUCUGUGGCAGGCAACUGCAGAAUGUGUUUAGUAGAGGUUGAAAAAGUUCCAAAGCCUGUAGCAGCAUGUGCGAUGCCAGUGAUGAAGGGGUGGCGUAUUAAAACAGAUUCAGAAAUGACUCGCAAAGCAAGAGAAGGUGUAAUGGAAUUCCUGCUUGUUAAUCACCCACUAGAUUGCCCCAUCUGUGAUCAAGGAGGUGAAUGUGAUCUUCAAGAUCAAAGUAUGGCUUUCGGCUCUGAUCGAUCUCGAUUUGUAGAUAUAAACUUCUCUGGCAAGAGGGCUGUUGAAGAUAAAGAUAUUGGACCUCUAAUCAAAACCAUCAUGACCCGCUGCAUUCACUGUACACGAUGUAUCAGAUUUGCAUCAGAAGUUGCAGGAAUUGAUGAUUUGGGCACUACAGGGCGUGGUAAUGACAUGCAGGUGGGCACAUAUGUAGAGAAGUUCUUCUUGUCAGAGUUGUCAGGCAACGUAAUUGACCUUUGUCCUGUGGGAGCUCUCACUUCGAAACCUUAUUCCUUCACUGCUCGUCCUUGGGAGACAAGGAAGAUUGAAAGUGUUGAUGUGCUGGAUGCUGUGGGUAGCAACAUUGUUGUUACAACACGCACUGGAGAAGUAUUGAGGAUCCUUCCUCGCACUAAUGAUGAAGUUAAUGAAGAGUGGCUGUCAGAUAAGUCUCGGUUCGCAUAUGAUGGUUUGAAACGCCAGCGACUUGUAACUCCCAUGUUGAAAAAUCCUCAAGGAGACCUAGUUCCCGUGGAGUGGGAAGACGCUUUGGGGUGCGUUGCAAAAGCAGUGUGCAGUGUUCCUGGAGAUCAGAUUGCAGCAGUUGCUGGUGCUUUAGCUGAUGCUGAGGCGUUGGUAGCAUUGAAGGACUUGCUCAAUCGCUUGGGGUCGGAGGCCCUGUGCACAGAGCAGGGCUUCCCCAACGAAGGCGCAGGCACAGACCUGCGCUCCUCGUACCUUCUCAACAACCGCAUUGCAGGGCUGGAGGACGCAGACUAUGUCCUCCUGGUGGGCACCAACCCUCGCUUUGAGGCCCCCCUUGUGAAUGCUCGCCUCCGCAAGGCAUACUUGCACAAAGAGCAGGAGUUGGCUGUCAUCGGGCCCUGUGUAAACCUCACCUAUGACUACAAGCAUUUGGGCAGUGAUCCUCAGGUCCUGGAGCAACUUGCUGCAGGCAGCCAUGAGUUUUUCAAUACCCUCGCCAGUGCCAAGAAGCCCCUGAUCACUCCUGCCGACUGGAAAGUCCUCAAUGUUUUGCAGCAACAAGCCUCACAAGUAGCAGCCCUGGAUUUGGGAUACCGUGCAGGGCAUCACGGAGACGCAGGAGCUGCAAUGGCUGACUGCAUUCUGCCUGGUGCAGCUUACACAGAGAAGCAGGCAUCAUAUGUGAACACAGAAGGUCGUGCCCAACAAACCAUUACAGCUGUCACUCCCCCUGGACAAGCAAGAGAGGACUGGAAGAUUAUCCGGGCUUUAUCAGAGAUCGUUGGUCACAGAUUGCCAUAUGAUAACCUUAAUGAAAUUCGCCAUCGUUUGGAGGAAGUUGCUCCUAAUCUAACAAGUUAUGGACGAGUAGAAGAAGCAAAUUAUUUCAAUCAAGCACUACAACUUUCAAAACUGAUAGAUGCUCGAUUAACAAAUUCUCCAUUGGACGUUCAACUGAAGGAUCUUGAAGACUUUUUUAUGACUGAUAGCAUCAGCCGUGCAUCACCAACAAUGGCCAAAUGCAUUCAGGCGGCACAGAAGCAGAGACAAAACAAAUACUUUGUCGAGCAGUAAGAGAACCCACCUGUCUAUCCUUUUUCCAGUCACGCUUUUCUUACUAAUAGUAUUUAGAAAAUGGGGUACAGAAACCUUGUGCUACGGAAAGCAAACAAAACUGGAGACAGGAAUUGUGUGCAAGUGGUGAAACGUUCGGUGAGGACAGAAUUUAUUUAUGUGGUUUUGUAAAUAGACAAAAGAUGUAAAGAUCCGGAGAUGUUGACAAAUGUGUAAUUGAUUAUUUUUUUAUGUAUGAUACCAUUUGAUGCCCUACUGUAAUAGAGCCCAAGCUGUUGAUAAUCUAUUAUAUUCCCCCUCUAAUCUCUGGUCUAAUUCUUUCUGAAAGCACUCUUGACUGAUCUAAUCUGUAUAAAUUUAUGUAGAAUUUUAUUGAAUAUUUCUGACAAUUAUUGUAAUGUAAAAAUUGCAUGGCCACACGACUGUAUUUAAGUAUCCAUGUUACACAUUUGAUCCUCCUUAUUUGUUAUGUAUAUUAAAUAUUUUGCUGAUUGAAUCAGCAGAAAAUUACUGUGUUUUUCAUUUUAGUAUGACUUGUUUCUUCUGUGAAAGAACAAUUUAGCAUAUCGUUGAGGAUAUAACAUAAAUACUCUAAUAAAAAUAUUACAUAAACAUGUAAGCGUUCUUUUCUUUUGGUAACAAAGAUAUAUAGAUCUUUCAAUCAAUAGUGGAAGUUCAAACUAAGGCUAUUAUUUUUAUUUCCAGUACAACUGGGUAGGUAAUAUAGUAAGUAUAUUGUGUCAAAGAUAACAAAUUCCCCCUGCCACUCCCUGGACGAGUUUGCACUAUCCAGGAACUGCACAGCCAUGCACCUGUACUUGAUGGCCAGCUCAAGAUCCUAAUCCUGACGACUCUGUGUUCCAAGAAAAUUUGGAUCGUACAAGCUUGUUGAAGUCUUUUGGAGCAGGGAAUCUUAGGUGGAGAUAUGUUCAUUUAAUAUACUGCAUUUAUUCAAAUAUAAAACAAGGAUUCUUCAUAAUUUUUUUUAAUAGUGUUGUCUUAUAUUUACAGAUUAAGCCUAGUCUGUUAAGAGUUAUGUUUUUAAAUUGUCAUUCC
Messenger RNA from Gryllus bimaculatus (two-spotted cricket), 3250 nucleotides. The record is from the annotation of a GenBank genome assembly. Lineage: Eukaryota; Metazoa; Arthropoda; Insecta; Orthoptera; Gryllidae.